UCAGAUGAUAAUUUCUGGAAGGACCCUCAAAGAGAGGACUACUGAAAGCUCUUAAACCGAAGGACUGCGGCGAGAUUUUGGCCUGCAGCCCAGGGAACCCUGGGACGCCCAGCGGGAUCUACCGCAUCACUCCCGACGACCAGGACGACGGGUUUGAUGUCUACUGCGACAUGGAGACAGACGGCGGCGGAUGGACGGUUUUCCAAAGGAGACUGGAUGGUUCAGAGGAUUUCUCCAGGAAGUGGGACGACUACAAGAAUGGCUUUGGUAACAUGACAGGAGAGUUCUGGUUGGGUCUGGAGAAGCUGUAUCGCAUUACGCUGCCCAUCUGGUACCAGAUGCGGGUGGACCUACAGGACGCCAUGGCUGAGAAGGUGUUCACCAUGUACACCGCCAUGUCUGUCUCCCACGGGCGUACGGGAUACGCACUGUCCAUCGGAGACUGGUCGGGAAGGGGAGGUGAUGGCAUGGGGAGAAGCCGCAGUAUGAAGUUCACAACCACCGACCGUGACAAUGACAAGCUCAAGGACAAGAACUGCGCCGACCUGGCCAAGGGCGGCUUCUGGUACAAUGACUGCGGGGACGCCAACCCUAAUGGUGUCUACUACCUGGGCGAGUACGAAUCGGACUUCGAUGAUGGAAUCUACUGGAACGGCUGGCAUGGCCCUACCUACUCCCUCAAGUCUGUGGAGAUGAAGAUUCGAGCGCGUAGCUUUGGUCUGGACGGUUACACCUGCUACGAGAGCUGGGAUUCUGACUUGAAAAAGUAAAAAGGUCCUCACGUAGGGGCCAUGAAUAAGUCAGAUCACAGAAUAAACUGCACCUGCACAGCAAGAUGCACUGUGGGUAAAAUGUCAAAGGUGAAAGCCCCUAACUUUUACACAGUUCUUGUCCACCUAUGUUUCAGGACCUUCAAUUUUGACAUACAUGUACUAUCCACAAUGUAUUUCCAUGCACAUGUGCAGUUUAAUCUGUCAAGCUGUUUAAAAAAAGGUCAAAGUUUACACAACUAGAAAGAGUAUGUUUUGUCCGUUACAUUCAAUGGAUACUGUUUGGUUUCUUCUGGUGGGAUGUUAUGUACACGUAUGUCACAAAAGUGUGAAGAUGGGAUAAUUGCAAAAGGAUCAGGAUAGCACAUUUUUUGGAAGCAUUUCAAAAGCUGUAAGUUUAACAAUUUAUGUGAUAUUGUGGGAAAGAAAACAUUGGAUCGUGUCAUAAUGUACAUGUUACACAGGAAUGGGAUGUACAGAGAAAAUAAA
Messenger RNA from Branchiostoma floridae (Florida lancelet), 1259 nucleotides. RefSeq names its product fibrinogen-like protein 1. Lineage: Eukaryota; Metazoa; Chordata; Leptocardii; Amphioxiformes; Branchiostomatidae. The transcript has 4 exons. The record is from RefSeq and is a predicted model, not a curated record. Bases 171 to 770 code for a protein of 199 amino acids.